Dovyalis caffra is the source of this 663-nucleotide messenger RNA. The record is from the annotation of a GenBank genome assembly. Lineage: Eukaryota; Viridiplantae; Streptophyta; Magnoliopsida; Malpighiales; Salicaceae.
AUGGCAUUUCUCCAUCUUCCUUCAUCUCUCGCACUCAGAACUACUUGUCGCCCUGCAUUGAAAUCACUACCCAUCACUGCCUCGUCUCGACCAAUCCAAAAUUCAGCUAAAUUUGCCAACUGGGUCCUCGAUUUCCGAUCCAAAUCUUUGAAUUUAGCCUUCUCUGGGACUCUCGCACUUGGUCUAUCUCUCUCAGGAGUUGGAGUUGCUGAAGCAAAAGUUGGGGUUAACAAGCCAGAACUUCUUCCUAAAGAGUUUACUACUGUUAUAGAUGUGGCUGGGUUCCUUUCUGAUGGUCAGGAGAAAAGACUUGUACGGGAGAUUUCUGAUAUUGAAAAGGAUACUGGAUUCAAAUUAAGAGUUUUAGCUCAGAAUUAUCCUGAAACACCGGGAUUGGCAAUUAAAGAUUUUUGGCAAGUGGAUGAUAGAACUAUUGUCUUUGUUGCUGACCCCAACUUUGGAAAUAUAUUAAAUUUUAAUGUGGGCGGUUCAGUUGAUCUAGACAUUCCACGUAGCUUCUGGAGCCGUUUGGCAGGGAAAUACGGAAACAUUUUUUACUGGAAAGAGAAGGGGGAAGAUGCAUCUAUUGAAGCUGCAGUGAUGGCAAUCUCCAGUUGCUUGAAGGAGCCUGUGAGCCCAAAUAAUUGCUCUGAGGUGAAAUGA